CAAACUGUAAAUAAUUAUAUAAUGUCUGUUAAGGACACUCAGUGUUUCCAGACUGUUCUGUUCGUGCUAUGAAAAAGAAAGAAAGUCUAAAAAGAAAAAUCCCCAUGAUGAUCAUGUUUUGAAUUGGAACAUUUAGUUACUCAACAGUCCUAUCUAAUUAAGUCAUGAGAAAUUAAAUAACUCCAGCACAGGGUCGAUAUAAUUACUGCUAAUUUAUUGCUCAGAUUAUUCACCAUUAAUUCUUAUUCUCUCAAACACCGAUUGGAGGAACUAUACCAGAGAGAUAACUGUUUAAUAAUAGUAAACGCUGGGCCUUUCCGUCCCUUUAACGGGUCUAGCAUCGUUUAUGCGUUAUUAGGAUGUGUAAUUGAACAGCCCAUACUUUGCAUAUUACUUUAUUAAGCUAAUGUGUUUUCUGCUUGGCCGUGCACGACUGUGUCGAAGCUUCUGAAUCUUAAAAUUACAACUCAAUUAACACGACCGCUCUGUGCAUUUCACCAAAACUCAUGAGCAUUUCACAAUCUAUACACUCAGAAAAAGUAUCAUGGUAAUAUCAUGUUUUUGUCUUUUAAAUGUUUUAAUUGAAAAAACAAGAAAUGCAUUACAAGGGAGUGCAAAAAAUGUGUCCAGAGAAGUGCGUGUGGGUGCAUGUUUACAAAAGGCUGUGGCUGGGGUGGAGGUAGAGUCUGCCAUUCACCUCUCACUGGCCCUGCGGCCCUGCGAUGCCCUGCAUGCGCUUUUCAGGCUUUGAAAUGGGCUUUAUGCGCGCGAGGAGAGAGAGAGAAAAGGCUCGAGCAGCUGUGACGUGGGCGGCGUUGUUUCAUUCACCUCUCGCCAUGGCAACGGACAGGGGCCCGAGAAAUAUGCCCCCUCCUUGAGCCAUGCGAGAGACACAGAGACACUCUGAAAUCCCAUCAGAAGAUAGAGUGCAGUUAUUUCAACCAUGAAAAUACAACACAAAUAUAAAACAAACAUAUAAUUUGUGUCUGAAAAACUAUUAAUGCUCAGACACCUAUUUAAUCUCCAUAUGGACUGUAAGCAUUUCAUUUUGAACUUCAUUGAAUUCUAUUAUGGUUAAGAUGAUUUGGUUGUGCUCACAACUAGAUUGAGAACCAUUUUGAAUUAUUUACUGAUUGAAGAAAAUGAAGUUGAAACUCAUAAACUCAAAUUACAUCAAUUAGAAGGUAAAAGGAUGAAACGAUGACGAUAUUUUAAAGUGCAUGUCACAUUUAUGAAUUCUGUGCACGAUUCUAUCUUAGUCUUUUUUCUUUUUCAAUAUGAAAUAUCUUAUGCACUCACAUGUCUUUUUAUUCAUUUUUUGUUGAAAAGCGUUUUGUUUUAUCCACUUAUUUAAACUAAAUAUAAUAUAAAUAUAUGAAACACGUUUUAUACCGUUUAUUUUAUUUGUUUACUUAAAAAUAUACACAAUAUAUAGACAGUAAUAAAAAUAUUAAAUUGUUUUCAUAUGCUAGUUUUCACGGUUCGUUUCCCUUUUUUUGUGUACAAAACACUCAAUAAUAACGAAUGCAAGGCAGAAUUAAUUAUUCUGUUCUAUUGGCAUGACUAUAUAAAAAACAGCAAAAUAACUACCUUACAGCAUCUUAAUAAUGUUGAACUGAAACAUUUCAGCUUAAUGAAAAACUUAAUGAAACCAGGCUGGAUACCUUUGGAGCCCACUGCGCCCUGUCACUGCUGAUCCCUCUCUGUGCUUGUUUUCAGGAGAGCGCAAUGGGAUGGGGAUUCUGUGUCGAAUCUACUGCGACCAAUGAACGCGCCGCUGCCACAUCUGUCAAGCGGUCCUGACCAAUAGACAGCAGCGCGAGGCGGAUCUCAGGUGCGCGCCUCUGCGUCCUCGCGGCUCUGGCGCGCUGGGGAGCCGCCUGUGGCACAGAGUAGCUGUGGAAACUAUGGCGACCGCGGCGUCCAACCACUACAGCAUCCUCACGUCCAGCUCGGAGCCCGGCAGCAUGCAGCAGACGCCGCCGCCGGCCUACAGGGACGCGCACAGCCUUCUGCAGAGCGAAUACACCACCCUGCAGAGCAGCGGGAGCACGCUCGGCCACGCGCACCAGUGGCUGACGGCGGCGCUGUCUCACGGGGGAGAGGGGUCGCCGUGGCCCGCCAGCCCGCUGGGCGAGCAGGACAUUAAGCCGGUGGAGGAGCUGCAGCAUUCGCCGAGACAAGCGCAUCUGGUGCAGCAGAGCCAGCAUCACGAGGCGGGCGCUUGGCGCGCGACCACCACCGCGCAUAUGCCGAGCAUGAGCACCUCCAACGGGCAAAGCCUGAUCUACUCUCAGCCCGGCUACGGCGAGCCGGGGAUGCACCACGAGGACCACCACAGCCCGCAUCUGAGCGAGCACGGCCACCCGCAGAGCCUGCACUCGGACGAGGACACGCCGACCUCGGACGACCUGGAGCAGUUCGCCAAGCAGUUCAAGCAGCGCCGGAUCAAGCUGGGCUUCACGCAGGCGGACGUGGGGCUCGCGCUGGGCACCCUCUACGGCAACGUCUUCUCCCAGACCACCAUCUGCAGGUUCGAGGCGCUCCAGCUGAGCUUCAAGAACAUGUGCAAACUCAAGCCCCUGCUCAACAAAUGGCUGGAGGAGGCGGACUCCACCUCGGGGAGCCCGACCAGCCUGGAUAAGAUCGCCGCGCAGGGGAGGAAGAGGAAAAAGCGGACCUCCAUCGAGGUGAGUGUCAAAGGGGCCCUGGAGAGCCAUUUCCUCAAGUGCCCGAAACCCGGGGCGUCGGAGAUCAACUCGCUGGCGGACAGCCUGCAGUUAGAGAAGGAAGUGGUGCGGGUCUGGUUCUGCAACCGGCGGCAGAAGGAGAAGCGAAUGACGCCCCAAAACGGACCGAUGGCCGGGAACGAGGACGUGUACGGGGACGCCUCGCCUCACCACGGGGCGCAGACACCUGUUCCGUGAGAAAGGGGCGGCUUGAACAUAAAUCGACUGUCUCUUUGUCCCGGCCACGAGCCCGUUCGGGGCGGACCGACGGUGAUGAAGCGUCUCUGUGUGUGGCACCUCCGAGGGCGCGGAGCGCGCGUGGUUGCGCGAACAAUAUACGGGCACGGGCGCGAGAAAACACGCUCCGAGGCGUUAUACGCGCCGCGACUGAACCUAAAGAGGGAACGUAAAUACACUUUUAUUUAAGAGAUUUCUUUUCAAGUCCGGGGAUCUGUGAAAGCAUCAUAUCACUUCCAACCGAAAGCUGUGAAAAAGGCGUCAGGGGCGCGCCAUCUUCCCCUCAUGACCACAAAAGGUUUAUUCCUGAUUGAAAUGAAUCCGGUGCAAUGUCUGCUAUUCGUUCUCAUACAGAUAUUAAUGACAAAUGCUUUAUUAUUAUUAUUAUUAUUAUUAUUACAUAUUUCCGUCAUGAUCACAAAAUGUUUGAUUGAAAUGUAUCUGCAAUUCAUUCACCUUCUUAUAUAAAUGGCAAUAAUAAUAAUACUAACUAAACAGCUCCAAAUUAUUUAAAUAAAGGGAUCCAAAUAUAGGCUACUAAUGCAUAAAAUUAAAAACAACAACAAUAAUAAUACUUUUAUUAUUAUUAUUAUUAUUAUUUACAUUAUGUACAUAUUAUAUACAUAUUUACAUAUGUAAAUGUGAUCAAUUCUCUCAAAGUCUAAUUUCGGUCACAACAAAGGCUGCCAAGUGCUGCUGUAUGUUGUUCACUUGCAAAGCAGCCCGAUUUCAUGCAGAUCACGGAUUCGCACUGCUGCUGCAAAACAGAGGCCUGAGGAAACAUUAAAAACCUUCCCCAGAAUCGCACAGUGCUGUGGAUCACAUCGAAAUGUCUAUUCACAAAUCAAAUUAAAUGAUACCAGCUCUUUGUAAUUAACCACUCAAUUGGGUUUUUCUUAACAUUUUGAUUGAAUUUCUAUAAGCAUCCAAUCAAAAGCGCCCACGAUUUGAGACAGUGGCUUGUUUUUCUCUCCUUUUAUUUUAAAUCAUUUUUCUUUGUUUUUUUCUGAUUUGGGAAAUCUAAAAGAAACCCAAAUAGAAUCGUAUGAUUGUAAUAUUUCAUAUUCCAGAUAUAUAUAUAAAAAAAAAAAAAAUAAAAAAAAACAAGCUUUUAUUUACAUUUCAUUAAUUUGUCUGGAAACGCUUAUGGCGUAUAAAUCUCAAGAUUUAAAAACACUAUAUUAAUAGUAAUAAUAAUAAUAAUAAUGUGAGGCCAGUGUUUCUUGCCCAAUUUUUAUUAUAGUAACAUUGUGUGAUUUUGUGCGUCAGCUAAAUGUAUAAGCCUCAACAUGUUUGUAUCUGUUUGAUAUUUUGUGUUUCUUGUUUAUCCCAAAUUGAUCUCUCUUUUUUAACGAGAAAUACUACACCAGCUGUGUUACAAUUAUAUGAUGGCCUGCAUCGAAAAACAAGGACAUUGUGCGUGGAUUUUGAAUUUUAAUUUUCUAUGGCUCUGUGAAUACUUGUAUAUUUGUGCACUUAAACUGGCACUGCCAAAGCACAAGCUGUCAGUGUGCCCUAUUGAGGCCAGUAACGUCUUUGGUUUUGACAGAAAAAUUGCACAGUUUUUAAAAGCCUUUUGUCAUUAAAUGAAUACAUUUUUUAUAUAAAGAAGUGCCUCUCGUGAAUCUGUGCCCCGUGAAUGAAGAUCUUCAAGAUAAAUGGAUUCACAAUUUCACACAUUAUUUGAGCAUCAAGGCUGUUGAAUGUAAUGUUGCCUCGGGAUGAGAUGAUGCUGUAGAUCCCGUUGCAAUUCCUUCGCUUCGAUUUCUACGUGACCAUGGAGGCAAAUGUUUGCCAUUUCACUCGUAAUGAAGACGGAUUAGACCGGUUCAAACGAGAGAACGGAGACGUACGUGAAUAUUUUAUGAUGCUAUUCUGGAUCUAAAUAGGACUCUUUUUUUUUUUUUUUUUUUUUUUAAAUAUUCCAAAUGGAAACAAAAUAUCAAACUACUGCUACUAAUAGAACAUUAGUGAUCUAUAAUAUAUAAUUUACUAGAUUUGAAACGAUAAAAUGUUUUGUAUUGUUUUAACACUGGCUAUUUGUCAGACGGUCUUUCCAAAUAUCAUCGGCCAUUCCAAAAAAUCAAUUUACUGCUUCAUUAAUGAACAAUUUUAGGAAAACGAGCAAAAACACACUAGAUGUCUUGUUUAUUUGUAGCCUAUUUAUUGUGUGUUUAUAAUGAAUAGUGAAUCCCAAGGCCUUGGAAAUAUCGACUGCCUUUAAAAACCCGCAUUUGUGUGUGUGUGUGUGUGUGUGUGUGUGUGUGUGUACCUGCUUAACAAUAUUCUAGAUACAAAUUUGUGACCAAAAGUGAGCUAAAUAUGACAAAAACUCCCAAUAACUCAUUUUGGGGAUGUCCUUAUUUUUAAAAAUGUCAUUAAAAUCAAAGGUUUUUUUAAUUAUUAUUGUAAAUGCAGAAAGUUUUCUGGUAGGUUUAGGGUUAGUGUGUGGGUUAUGGUUAGGCUAUAUUUAUAGCUGCAUAUAAAAACAAUAGAAAUCUAUGCAUUGUCCCCAUUUAGAUAGCUAAGUUAACGUCUGUGUGCGCGCGCGGCGCGUGUCCUCUCCCUGCGAGUAUGUGCUGUGAGCGCCAUCUAUUGACAAAAUGUGUUGGAGCAACUCUUAGUGAAAUAGAGAUAGCUGUUUUCUUGGUCUGUUUAGUCAAAGAUACAGAUAUAAAGUCGUGGAAUAUGAGCGUGGCGGUGUAUUUUAUAAAUAUACCGUUUUUAGUCACUCAUCUUGCCUGCGUGUUGUCAGUGCAGAUUGUACCAUGAAGAUUUGUAACAUUAUAACCAGUGUUGUGGAAAGUUACUUUUUAAAGUAAUGCAUUACAAUAUUACGCUACUCCCUAAAAAAAUAACUAAUUGCGUUACUUAGUUACU
Ctenopharyngodon idella (grass carp) is the source of this 5846-nucleotide messenger RNA. It is a transcript of the gene pou3f2a, whose product is annotated as POU class 3 homeobox 2a. Gene Ontology annotation, cellular component: nucleus. The record is from RefSeq and is a predicted model, not a curated record. Gene Ontology annotation, molecular function: RNA polymerase II cis-regulatory region sequence-specific DNA binding; DNA-binding transcription factor activity, RNA polymerase II-specific. Lineage: Eukaryota; Metazoa; Chordata; Actinopteri; Cypriniformes; Xenocyprididae. The coding region runs from base 1908 to 2927 and encodes 339 amino acids. Gene Ontology annotation, biological process: regulation of transcription by RNA polymerase II; brain development. The transcript has a single exon.